This is a messenger RNA of Sesamum indicum (sesame), 724 nucleotides long. RefSeq lists its product as uncharacterized. The record is from RefSeq and is a predicted model, not a curated record. Lineage: Eukaryota; Viridiplantae; Streptophyta; Magnoliopsida; Lamiales; Pedaliaceae.
AAAGACAGCAGCUUGAAAAGAAAUCCGGACAGAAAUAAGAGAAACUCGUAGUAGAGCAGGUCUAGGAGAAAAUUCUUCAGGUAAGAAAUAGUACGGUAGAAGCAGAAAUGGGGGCAGGUCAGGCGAUGAAGAGAAUCCCACGCAUCAAAUUUCCUCAAAGGCAUCUCAACUUCUCUGGUACAACACGCCAGAUCGAAGAAAUGUCUGCAAGGGCUGACGUUCACAAGAAUGACGAUCUUGUUCGAGAGUUUUUCUCAAGGUCUGCAUCCAGUAUGUCAGUGGGAGGGAAGGCUUCUGAUCAGCCCAAAAGAACUCCAGUGUCUCAAGAGGAGAUUGAAGCUAUCAUGUUGGGUGGCUGUAUCUGAUCCUCCGCCAGUGCUUUCCGAAUAGAUGUUAACAUUCAAGCAAGUUCCGUGUUUUGUGAAUUACUGAAGACUGCUUUCAUAAAUUUCAGGAGUAUACUUAUUGACCAACUCCUCUAAAACCUACUUCUAAUUACCGAAUACAAACUCCCUUGAAUAUUGUGGUCGGAAAAUUAAAUGUGCAUGUAUUUUUAUCUACAUUACUUGAGUUUUUUACUGAUAAAGACCCAUCAGUGUGCAUAUGCACCAUGGAACAUGGUCAUUAUUUGUGAUUUCCAAUACGUGAAUUUGUAUUCGUCAAUGUCCUUGUCUCAUGGAGUGGAUUCUGAUUGCAAAAUGGAAUGAAACUUAGUUCCAGCUUC